This is a messenger RNA of Colletotrichum orchidophilum, 1878 nucleotides long. RefSeq lists its product as uncharacterized. The record is from RefSeq and is a predicted model, not a curated record. The transcript is spliced from 2 exons. NCBI's taxonomy places the organism in Eukaryota, Fungi, Ascomycota, Sordariomycetes, Glomerellales, Glomerellaceae. The coding region runs from base 1 to 1878 and encodes 625 amino acids.
AUGUCUUCGGCACGAGGUUUCAACAUCAACAAUAUUUCGCGGGAGAGGAUUCGCCGACAUCUUGCGAAAAGGCAGGCACAGGAACCUGACGAGGGUGGUAGCUCUACCAAUGAUGGUGCUUCAGCCCGUCAACUUUUACCAACGGCGAGCUCAAGUGAUGGUAUUAUUGCCAGCGGCAGCGGAAACACUGCCCAACCGUUGGUGAAGUUGCCAACUCCCCCUAUGGGCACCGUCAAUUAUCCAGUCUUACCCCGGCAGACCUUAACCAACUUCAGAGGCAACGUUCAGAUCAACAAUCAUACCAGCAAUACCAGCAACAACAAUCUGUAUUUUGGUAGCGGUAGUCAAGCAACGAUACGUGAGGGAACUACCCAGAUGAGCCAAGGUGCCAAAGUCGUGCGUCUGACGACAACCUGGUCUCGUUGUCUCCAAGUGCUGGAGCCGCCGGAGGAAAAGACUCAAGUCUGGCACUGGGCCUGGUACUGGGGCUGGUCAGGGCUUACCAAGGCCUUCAGCUUGAUGUGGACCGUCUGGAUAAUAUUUCUCGCUCCCGCCGCCAAUGUCGUAGCGGGUUGUCUAUGGCAACCCGUCCAGUCUGCGGUCACCAUGGCUCUUGGUCUUGCAGUGGUCAUGUCUCUCGUCUACUUUGCCUGGCAGUGGUUCUCGCUUGGCGCCAUGAUUGGCUUCGCCACGCAGAGCUUCACUACAGUCUCAUGCCUCUACACGGGAGCGGGAGCAUGUACCGGCGGAUGGGUCCAACAACACUCUUCUUCCCCUUUGGGGACGGGCAGCAACUCGUUUGGGGGGGGCGUCGGUGUUGGCGGCGGCGACGACGACGUCAUACUGGCGCAACUGGAAGACACCAUGCACAAGCACAAGCCCGUUUUUCAGCAAACCGACGUCUCCAGGGCCGUUCUGUGGGAUAUUGUCGUGACGCACGCCUGGCUCGAAGAGCGCUUUGGGAUGAGUUCUCGCGUGUGUCUCGUUUCGUCCACAACGGACGUUAACCACACUGGUCUGGUAAAGCCAUCUGCAGAAUCGGCUGAAUCAGUUUUCCACAGUUUUGCUGCCUUGGAAAGUGCCGUUGACGAGCAAUGGCCCAGGGCCGUGUCCUCACUCCUACACUCCGCCGUGGCAAACAGCCGCUGGAUCCGAGACAAUCCGACCCGCGUAUUUGUGAAGAAAAGUUGGUUGGCUCGCACGUGGUGGCGGUGGUUUCAAUGGGGAAAUGAAGGUGAUGCCAUACAGCACUCUCCGGCGGCAUACCGAGAAGCAAACAGACGCAUCCAGGAGGCGGUGGAUACCGUUGCACAGGCGCUCCAAGACGUGGCAACGGUUGUGCUUUCGAUGGACAGGGGUGGUCAAGAGGAGACUAACACAUCAAUAUCUUAUGCACAGCUGGUCAGGAAGACAUGCGGAUGGUCUUCCGAGUUGCGGCACUGGAAGCAGGAGUUCCCUGAGUAUGCUCUCUUGAUCGGGGGGAAACCAACAGACACGGGCGAGGGGGGAGGCGAGCAACCAGAAUGUAACGAAUCCAACAAAGCCAUGAUACCGCAUGCUUCCAAGGUGAACAGCAUGCUGCAAAGCUCCGCCAACGAGGCCGACUUUCUUUGCCAUCGUGUCAAGCAUAUAACGCAGGGCCGGGUAGAUCAACGGAGGAAUGGUCUUCGACAAUACACAGACGAACUCAAACGGCUGAUGGACCACACCACACGGGCCAAGAAGCUGGCAGACUCUGUUGAGGAAUCUGCCGAUAUCAUUGCGGAUCAAAUCGACAACAAGCUUCUUUCGUUGUACAAGCGUUUGCCCGAACUGGUUCACGCUACGUUCAACAUUGAAGAUACCACCAGCAGCGGCGGCAGGGGGGGGAGACAUUGA